AUGUGCAACAGGAGACAUCCAUGGGAAUGCCGAGCUAGGGCGUUGUCUGCUAUUGGUGUGAGUCCUGAGGAAUAUGAGAAACAUUUGAGAAUAGUUCUUCAAGUGCUUAGAGAAAAACGACUGUAUGCAAAGUUCAAGAAAUGUGGAUUCUGCUUGAAAGAGAUUACUUUCCUUGGACACGUGGUAUCUAGGGAUGGCAUCUCUGUGGAUCCAAGCAAGAUUGAGGCAAUAGUGGACUGGUUGGACAUCUUAAAACAAGAGGAAUCACUCGCGCAACGUCAGCCUAGUUCUCAAAAGUACCAGCAGCCACAACAACAAAUGCAUGAUGUUCUCCUCGAGAUAGAAGAGACCACCAUUACUCCGAGAAGCAAGAAAGAAGUUACCCAACCUGAGAUGCUCAUCGCCGGAGACCUAGUUGUCCCAGCACCAGAAGUUAUGGCCGAACUAGGUGAAUUUAAAGAAAAAUCAGAGGAAACGGGCCUAGAAGCGGAGUAG
Molecule: messenger RNA, 495 nt
Organism: Malania oleifera
Lineage: Eukaryota; Viridiplantae; Streptophyta; Magnoliopsida; Santalales; Ximeniaceae
Exons: 3
Coding region: 1-495 (164 amino acids)
Source: RefSeq, a predicted model, not a curated record